UCCGCUGCCGGCACAGGAUCAUCAAUCUUUCGGUACAGACAAAAAAGCAAGUAGCAGUUGAACAGGAGAAGAAUGGCAUUGAAACAGAUUUCCAGCAACAAGUGCUUUGGAGGCUUUCAGAAAGUGUUUGAACACGACAGUGUUGAACUGAGCUGCAAAAUGAGAUUUGGUAUCUAUUUACCACCAAAAGCAGAGACUGCAAAGUGCCCGGCACUGUAUUGGCUGUCUGGCUUAACUUGUACAGAACAAAAUUUUAUAUCAAAAGCCGUGUAUCAUCCAGCAGCCUCAGAACACGGCCUUGUCAUCGUAGUUCCAGCUACCAACCCCCGUGGCUGCAAUAUCAAAGGAGAGGAUGAGAGUUGGGACUUUGGCUCCGGGGCUGGAUUUUACGUGGAUGCCACUGAGGACCCAUGGAAAACGAACUGCAGAAUGUACUCCUACAUAACACAAGAGCUUCCACAACUCAUAAACGCCAACUUUCCAGUGGAUUCCCAACUGAUGUCCAUUUUUGGCCAUUCUAUGGGAGGCCAUGGAGCUCUGGUUUGUGCUUUGAAGAAACCGGGAAAAUACAAAUCAGUUCCAGCAUUUUCUACCAUUUGCAACCCUAUGCUCUGUCCUUGGGGCAAGACCUUUAGUGGAUAUUUGGGCUCAGAUCAAAGUAAAUGGAAGGCUUACGAUGCUACUCAUCUGGUGAAGUCCUACCCAGGCUCUCAGCUGGAUAUCCUGAUUGAUCAAAGAAAAGAUGACCAGUUCCUUUCCGAUGGACAGUUGCUUCCUGAUAACUUUAUAGCUGCCUGCACAGAAAAGAAAAUCCCUGUUGUUUUUAGAUUGCAAGAGGGUUAUGAUCACAGCUACUACUUCAUUGCAACCUUUAUUACUGAUCACAUCAGACACCAUGCAAAAUACCUGAAUGCAUGA
Messenger RNA from Echinops telfairi (small Madagascar hedgehog), 918 nucleotides. Its product is annotated as S-formylglutathione hydrolase-like. Gene Ontology annotation, biological process: formaldehyde catabolic process. The record is from RefSeq and is a predicted model, not a curated record. Gene Ontology annotation, molecular function: S-formylglutathione hydrolase activity. Gene Ontology annotation, cellular component: cytosol. NCBI's taxonomy places the organism in Eukaryota, Metazoa, Chordata, Mammalia, Afrosoricida, Tenrecidae.